Molecule: messenger RNA, 699 nt
Organism: Geodia barretti
Lineage: Eukaryota; Metazoa; Porifera; Demospongiae; Tetractinellida; Geodiidae
Source: the annotation of a GenBank genome assembly
AUGAGGCUGACGUACUUCGGGCAUUGCGCCUUUCGCUGGGAAACACCGGGCGGCAUAACGGCCGUCGCCGAUCCCUACCGGAACCAGGCCGACCGCUACUGGUUCACCCGGCUGUUUCCGGAAGUCCGCUGCGACCUGGGGCUCAUCACCCACGCCCACUUCGACCAUGACGCCGUUGACCGGUUGCCUGAGGCAGCCUCAAUCUUGCGAAUGCCCGGUGCGUUUUCCGCUGAAGACCUGCACAUCCGCGGUAUUGGAGAUCUGCACUCCGGCGCCUCCCGCCUGAGCGAUUUCCCCAACGUGAUGUUCCGGUUGGAAGCGAGCGGCGUCAGCUUCCUGCAUAUUGGCGACAACCGCGCCGAAUGGCCGGACGAUGUCGCCCACGCCGUCGGCAACAUCGACGUGCUGCUGGUGACGGUGGACGACUCCAAGCACCUGCUGACCUACGAGCAGGCCGACUCGCUGGUGCAGCGCCUGCGGCCCCGCGUGGUCAUCCCGAUGCACUACGCCGUCCCGGGAUUGACCGCCGCCGAAUGCGAACUCCUGCCCCCGGAGGGGUGGCUGGCACGACAGCCGACGGUGCGCCGCCUGGAAUCCGACCGGUUCGAGUUCACCACUCGAAAUCUGCCCAACCGGACAGAAGUGUGGCUGUUCCAGCCGGCUGCCGAAUCACUGACAGCGCCCGAGGCGCGCCGCUGA